AUGGUGCUGUUCAGCCACUCGUCCGCCGAAAUUAAAUACAGGUUAACACUAACAAAAGUGCGAGGAUAUAAUGUCAUAAUAUUGUUGGUCACAUAUAUGCUGCCAAUCGUGUCCAUGAGUUACACGUAUUUCCGUGUGGGUCGGGAACUGUGGGGCAGUCAGAGUAUCGGCGAGUGUACUGCCAAACAAAUGGAGAGCAUUAAGUCUAAACGAAAGAUUGUCAAAAUGAUGAUGAUGGUUGUGGCUAUAUUUGGAGUAUGUAUACCAAAACGACUGCUAUAUAAUGUCAUAAUAUUGUUGGUCACAUAUAUGCUGCCAAUCGUGUCCAUGAGUUACACGUAUUUCCGUGUGGGUCGGGAACUGUGGGGCAGUCAGAGUAUCGGCGAGUGUACUGCCAAACAAAUGGAGAGCAUUAAGUCUAAACGAAAGAUUGUCAAAAUGAUGAUGAUGGUUGUGGCUAUAUUUGGAAUAUGUUGGGCCCCAUACCACGUAUACUUCCUGCUGAUGCAUCACUACCCGGAGAUUAUAUCCUCGGAUUACGUUCAACACAUCUAUUUAUCCAUCUAUUGGUUAGCGAUGAGUAAUUCAAUAUACAAUCCGUUCGUCUAUUGCUGGAUGAAUUCAAGAGGUAUCUAUAAUUAA
Messenger RNA from Medioppia subpectinata, 642 nucleotides. The record is from the annotation of a GenBank genome assembly. NCBI's taxonomy places the organism in Eukaryota, Metazoa, Arthropoda, Arachnida, Sarcoptiformes, Oppiidae.